Messenger RNA from Cuscuta europaea, 949 nucleotides. The record is from the annotation of a GenBank genome assembly. Lineage: Eukaryota; Viridiplantae; Streptophyta; Magnoliopsida; Solanales; Convolvulaceae.
CAAUUAGUAAAUCACAUGCCCAAGAUCUUGGAAUAACCUAGCCCUAUUUCCGCUUGUAUUUAUACCGUUUGUCUUUGGUGCAUCAAUCUCUUUCUACCGCUCAUAUCUCAGCCGACGGUCGUACGCAGUCUUCACCACGCCGUUCGUCCAACAUACCGAGUUUUAAUUAAUUGAUUAGGUAAGCAGAGGUCGAAGCAACUUCAAUGGCUCCGAAAGGUGAUGUUACUAAAAAGGCUGACCCAAAGGUACAAGCUGCAAAGGUCGCCAAGGCCGUGAAAGGAGGGACUACCUUCAAGAAGAAGGGAAAGAAAAUCCGCACCAAAGUCACCUUCCACAGACCAAGGACAUUUAAAAAGGAAAGGAACCCUAAAUACCCCCGGAUUAGUGCCACUCCUAGGUGCAAGCUAGACCAUUUCCAAAUUCUUAAAUAUCCUUUGACAACAGAGUCUGCAAUGAAGAAGAUUGAGGAUAACAACACUCUUGUUUUCAUUGUUGAUAUCCGUGCUGACAAGAAGAAAAUUAAGAAUGCGGUCAAGAAAAUGUAUGAAAUUGAGACCAAGAAGGUCAACACUUUAAUCAGGCCUGAUGGUACGAAGAAAGCAUAUGUCCGAUUGACUGCUGAUUUUGACGCAUUGGAUGUUGCAAACAAGAUUGGAAUCAUCUAAACCUAAAACUGUAAUCUGUUGCAGCCCCAAUUCUGAAAUUGAAAGUUUUGUUACUUGCGUUGGAGUUGGUAGCUUGAAAAUUGCCCCUGUAGCAUUUCAGAGGCGUUUGAUCUGUUUUUUUGCCAUUUCUGAAAUUCGAUUUGGUAGUGUCAUGUUAUUCUGGAGAUUAUGAACUUAAAUUGGUGCAUUUUAUUUAAUCUUCAUUUACUUUUCACAAAUAUAUGUGCUUUGGUGUACUAGCAAGGAAUUUGAAAAAGCACUUCUCAGCUUUUAACUUAAAACUG